Funneliformis geosporum is the source of this 2031-nucleotide messenger RNA. The record is from the annotation of a GenBank genome assembly. NCBI's taxonomy places the organism in Eukaryota, Fungi, Glomeromycota, Glomeromycetes, Glomerales, Glomeraceae.
AUGUCACCGGUAGAAACGAAAAAUCAAGGAAAUUAUUCUAACGAAGAAAUUGGUCUAAGUAAGAUUGAUCCUUGGUUAAAACCGUUUGUUCCGGUAAUAAAACGCAGAUACGACACAUAUAAAAAGUGGGUAAGAGAAAUAAACCAAAAUGAAGGCGGGUUCGAAAAAUUUACACGUGGGUACGAACAUUUCGGCCUCAAUGUACAGCUAAAUGGUGAAAUUUUAUACCGCGAAUGGGCACCUAAUGCCGUGACCGCAAGUUUAAUUGGCGACUUUAAUGAUUGGGACAGUUCUAAACACCAAAUGAAAAAGAAUAAUUUUGGUGUCUGGGAAAUUUGUAUCCCUGCCAAGAAUGGUUGUGCUGCUAUUCCUCAUGGCUCUAAAAUUAAAAUCUCUAUGACUACACCUGAAGGUGAACGAAUCGAUCGUAUUCCAGCUUGGAUAAAACGGGUCACUCAAGACUUAAGUGUAAGUCCUGCAUAUGAUGCCAUCUUUUGGAAUCCACCUCAAAAAUAUGUAUGGAAAAAUGUCCUCCCAAAAAAGCCAAAUAGUUUGCGAAUUUAUGAAGCUCAUGUCGGAAUUUCUACAUCAGAACCACGUGUUGGAACCUAUGAUGAGUUCACGGAUAAUGUCUUGAAACGCAUCAAAAAUUUGGGAUAUAAUGCCAUUCAAUUGAUGGCUAUAAUGGAACACGCAUAUUAUGCAUCCUUCGGAUAUCAAGUGACAAGUUUUUUUGCUGCAUCCAGUCGUUAUGGUACACCUGAGGCAUUGAUGCGACUCAUUGAUACCGCCCAUGGUAUGGGUAUAUAUGUACUAUUAGAUAUUGUUCAUUCUCAUGCAUGUAAGAAUGUGCUUGAUGGAUUGAAUUUGUUUGAUGGGUCGGAUCAUUGCUAUUUCCAUGAAGGAGGAAAAGGACGACAUGAUCUCUGGGAUAGUCGUUUGUUCAAUUAUGGUCAUUGGGAAGUGCUUCGAUUUUUACUUUCAAACCUUCGUUUCUAUAUGGAAGAAUAUAAGUUUGACGGAUUUCGGUUUGAUGGGGUAACAAGUAUGAUGUAUAGUCAUCAUGGCAUUGGAACAGGUUUCUCUGGUGGUUAUCACGAAUAUUUUGGUGAUACUGUAGAUGAGGAAGGAAUCGUUUAUUUAAUGUUGGCAAAUGAGAUGAUUCAUAAACUUCAUCCUCGUAUGAUUACAAUUGCCGAAGACGUGUCCGGAAUGCCCGGUCUUUGUCGACCUGUAGAAGAGGGAGGGCUUGGUUUUGACUACCGAUUAGCCAUGGCUGUUCCUGAUAUGUGGAUUAAAUUAUUGAAAGAAAAGCGUGAUGAUGAUUGGGACCUUGGUAGCAUUUGUUGGACAUUGACUAACAGAAGACAUAUGGAAAAAACUAUAGCCUAUGCCGAGUCACAUGAUCAGGCUCUUGUCGGUGACAAGACGCUUGCUUUCUGGUUAAUGGACAAGGAAAUGUAUACAAAUAUGUCGGAUAUGACUCCACUUACUCCAAUAAUUGAUCGAGGAUUGGCUUUACACAAAUUGAUUCGCUUGAUUACUCAUGGCCUUGCCGGUGAAGGUUAUCUAAAUUUUGAAGGAAAUGAAUUUGGACACCCAGAGUGGUUGGAUUUCCCAAGAGCAGGGAAUAAUAAUUCAUUUCAUUAUGCUAGAAGACAGUGGAACGUAGUAGAUGAUUCUUUAUUAAGAUAUAAAUAUUUGAAUGAGUUUGAUAAAGCGAUGCAACAUUUAGAGGAAAAAUAUGGAUGGCUAAACUCACCUCAGGCAUAUAUUUCUCUAAAACACGAAGACGACAAAUUGAUAUCAUUUGAAAGAGGAAAUUUACUUUGGAUCUUUAAUUUCCACCCAACUAAAUCUUUUACUGAUUAUAAGAUUGGAACUGAAUGGGCAGGAAGAUAUUCAAUUGUUCUAAAUUCUGAUAGUAAGAAAUUUGGUGGACAUGAUAGAAUUGAUGAAAAUCAAUCAUAUUAUUCCCAACCACAGGAAUGGAAUGGAAGGAAAAAUCAUAUUCAGGUAACAACUAAAUGA